CGAUAACUCUGUAUGGUUGACACUGAAUGUUCGUCCUUGAAAAGAAGGGCAGGAGCUAGACGCAGUCAGUUCACGGACGGAACCCUUUUGACAGGUUGACUGAAUCGCUGAGCUGAAGUCAAUCGAAAAGCAUGGCAUCAACUCCUAAGUCCGACCAAGAUAAAAGAAAGCAAAUUAGUAUUCGAGGGAUUGCGCCAGUAGAAAAUGUAUCAAACGUGAAGUCCACUUUCAACAGGCACCUUCACUACACCCUUGUGAAGGAUCGAAAUGUUGCGACCCCCAGAGACUAUUAUUUCGCUCUAGCGCACACAGUGCGUGACCACCUCGUAGGAAGAUGGAUUAGAACUCAACAGUAUUAUUAUGAAAUGGACCCAAAGCGUGUGUACUACCUCUCCCUGGAGUUCUACAUGGGGCGCACCCUCUCCAACACCAUGGUCAACCUGGGCAUGCAGAGCUCCUGUGACGAGGCCAUGUACCAGCUUGGUCUUGACAUUGAGGAACUUGAGGAGAUCGAGGAGGAUGCAGGUCUAGGAAAUGGUGGACUUGGUCGUCUGGCUGCCUGUUUCCUGGACUCCAUGGCCUCCUUGGGACUUGCUGCCUACGGCUAUGGUAUCCGCUACGACUAUGGCAUCUUCACACAGAAGAUAAAUGAGGGCUGGCAGAUGGAGGAGCCUGAUGAUUGGCUGCGCUAUGGCAACCCAUGGGAGAAAGCUCGCCCCGAGUACAUGCUGCCUGUGAACUUCUAUGGACGGGCUGAGGGUAGUCUAAGCGAUGGCAAGUGGGUAGAUUCACAGGUAGUGUUCGCUAUGCCGUAUGACAGCCCUAUCCCUGGAUAUGGAAACAACACAGUCAACACACUCAGGCUGUGGUCAGCAAAGGCACCAAACAGCUUCGAUCUCAGAUUCUUCAACAAUGGCGCAUACAUUGAUGCUGUCUGUGACCGGAAUCUGGCUGAGAAUAUCUCCCGUGUGUUGUACCCCAAUGACAAUGUGUUCGAGGGCAAGGAGCUGCGCCUCAAGCAAGAGUACUUCCUUGUUGCUGCCACUCUGCAGGACAUUGUACGCAGGUUCAAAUCUUCUAGGUUUGGUUGUAGAGAUCCGGUCAGGACUUCCUUCGACACAUUUCCAGACAAGGUGGCCAUCCAACUGAACGACACUCAUCCCUCACUGGCAAUUCCUGAACUCAUGAGAAUACUGAUUGACAUUGAGAGAGUUCCAUGGGAAAAGGCGUGGGAAAUCACCGUGAGGGCCUGUGCCUACACCAACCACACUGUCCUGCCUGAGGCCCUGGAACGCUGGCCAACAUCUCUCCUCAGUAAUGUCCUGCCCAGACAUCUGCAGAUAAUGUUUGAGAUCAACCAUCGCUUCUUGCAGGAAGUGAGAGCGAAGUGGCCUGGUGACGAGGAUCGUAUUCGUCGCAUGUCCCUGGUGGAGGAGCAUGGAGAACAGAGGAUAAACAUGGCCCAUCUGGCCAUUGUUGGAUCUCACGCUGUCAACGGGGUGGCUGCUAUUCACUCAGAGAUCAUCAAGAGAGAAACCUUCAAGGAUUUCUUUGAUAUGUACCCAGAGAGAUUCCAGAACAAGACUAACGGUAUCACCCCAAGGCGUUGGCUGCUGCUGUGUAAUCCCGGCCUGUCUGAUGCCAUUGCUGAUAAAAUCGGUGAGGGCUGGGUAACUAAUCUCAGUGAAUUGCGUCAGCUGGAGCCUCUGGUGGAUGACGAGAGCUUCCUGAGAGGAAUCAUGAGGGUGAAGCAGGAAAACAAGAUCCGUCUGGCAGCCUACAUCAAGCAGGAGUACAACAUCGAGGUGAACCCUGCCUCAAUAUUUGACAUGCAAGUGAAGAGAAUCCACGAGUACAAGCGCCAGCUGCUCAACUGCCUCCACGUCAUCACCAUCUACAACCGUCUCAAGAAGGACCCCAGUAUGGACUUUGUGCCCAGGACGGUCAUGGUCGGAGGAAAGGCUGCCCCUGGCUAUCAUAUGGCAAAGCUGAUCAUCAAGCUCAUCAACAAUGUCGGAAGAGUCAUCAACAAUGACCCUAUUGUCGGGGACCGUCUCAAGGUGGUGUAUCUCGAGAACUACCGCGUGUCCCUGGCCGAGAAGAUCAUCCCAGCUGCUGACCUCAGUGAGCAGAUCUCCCUGGCAGGCACUGAGGCAUCAGGCACUGGAAACAUGAAGUUCCAGCUGAAUGGUGCUCUAACUAUUGGCACCCUGGAUGGAGCUAAUGUUGAAAUGAGGGAAGAAAUGGGCCCUGACAACAUCUUCAUCUUUGGAAUGACAGUGGAUGAUGUGGAUGAGCUCAACAGGAGAGGGUACAACCCAAGGUCCUACUACGAGAGUAAUUCUGAGCUGAGGCAGGUUCUGGAUCAGAUCAACAACGGAUACUUCUCCCCUGAAAACCCAGAUCUCUUUAAAGACGUCUUCAACAAUCUGGUCAACGAUGAUAGGUUCCGUCUGUUGGCUGACUACGAAGCAUAUAUAAGAAGUCAAGAUGAAGUCAACGAACUCUUCAAGAAUCCACUGGCAUGGGCAAGGAAAGCAUUACUGAACAUAGCAGCCUCUGGAAAAUUCUCCAGUGACCGUACGAUUUCUGAAUAUGCUCGUGAAAUCUGGGGAGUGGAACCAACUGAUGUGAAGCUGCCAGCUCCCCACCAAACCAAAGACGGGGCAGACAGCGGUAUCCCAGCAGUUUAAGAACAGGUUUUGAGUUAGCAACACCCAGGCCCAGAAGGUCGAAGUAUCUUCGAGACAGUGACAGUGUCAUCUCAGUUGGAGACGAGCUUUCUGUCUGUUCCGUGAAAUCCCAAAGAUCUGAUGUUCUUGAAAACAGCUUACAGUUAGAACCAUGAUUAAUGCUUGCCUCAUUACAUUGCUACUAAGACUUAUCUUUACACAACAAUCAUGCCGUUGAAUUUGACAAUGAAUUUGGAUUUAUUUGCAAUAUUACAGUGUUAUUUGUUUAUACUGAUAUGUAUAUCUUGUUAAACACAUUAGAAGUAACAUUUAGAUAUUUGUUGUAGACUCAGAGAAGUAAAGAUGACAUUUUUUGUCAUUUUAAUCCAUAAGAUGAACUUGAUGCAUACAUAUUCUAUCAAUAGUAGUCUAAUUUCUAGUAUUUAUUCAUUUAGCAUUUCUUAUUAAACCAACAUUAUGGCUUUGCUUGUAUUUGAGAUCUUAUUGUCAAACAUUGCAUAGAGAAAAGCUAUGUAGGGUCACACAGUGUCAAAAAGCUAAUUGUCUGUUAGAAGGAUGAAAAUUUAGGCUGUUGAAAAAUUUAGUGAAUCUGUCUUGAAAAUACUGACUUGCCGUUCACAUUUGCUCAAUAUGUGCUGUGACAAAGCACCCCGGUAGUGGUUCACAUCCACUUAGUCCUCAUCUUCUUGCUCCAGCAUCAAGAGGGAUUUUGUUAAUGUUUCAUUUGAGAUUAAGUUUGGAGCUGUGGGUUGUAUUGUUCUGGAGAGUACUCCAGAGUGAUGUGGGAUGUUAACUGUGGGCUAAUGUCUUAUAGGACCUAGUUUCUGAUGAAUGACAUACCUGCUUGAGAUAGUGCUAGAAUCUUACUUUUUCAUCUUAUCUUCCAACUUGUUACUCAUAUCAAGUAUUUCCUGUUACCAAGUUACAGAACCAUAUUGUUGUUGAAAUCAUCUCAAGACAUCUUGACAGUGUUGACUAAUGGAAAAACUGGUAGUAGAUUAUGCCGAGUGAUCUAUUAGAGUGCUAUGAAAUAUUUCUGCAUCUUCUUAGAAGAUUGUAGGAUUAUUAUGGGUAUUACUUGGUACAUCAGUACGAGGUCAAGGUCAACUGUGAUUACUUUGGGAAUUUCCCAUACAUCUUAAGUGUAAGUGGUGGUUUUAUUUCAUGAUCUUGCUAUCCUGUUGCACAAAACCUGUAUAUGAAUGACUCAUGGAUGGGCUGUUUCGAUAACUGUUCAGAUCUGUUCUCAUUUUGGCAGUCGGGUUCAGUACGCCAUUACUACCAGAGAUCAAAUUUGUGAAUUAAACUUGUCAACACUUCCACACCCAAUGUUAUGUGAAGAUGUUAUACACACAAAUUCCAAUUCCACCACUUUGUGUAAUAUGGAAGUGUUUCACCCCUUUUCUGAUGAACAUGUUUGUUAUUUUUCCCAGUGAUGUUACGCUUUGUUUUCUUGUUUUAUUAUGAAACCAUUCUCUAUUGUGUUCCAUAAUGGAUUUACCAUGUCUGCUGACCCCCAAGCACCAGUGCUACUUACCUGUGUGUUAGAGCCGAUAUUGCAUGCAUUUGUAUGGGCAUUGCAAUAUGAUGCAUCUGUAGCUAGGGCAAUGUGUCUGUCCAGUUCUGAUGCUUGCAGGGAUGUUGACGUAGAGGUUAAUGUUGUCAAAGAACAAAAUGUCUUUAAUAAAAAAUAUUCAUAUCUCAA
This is a messenger RNA of Haliotis rubra (blacklip abalone), 4398 nucleotides long. RefSeq names its product glycogen phosphorylase, muscle form-like. The coding region runs from base 132 to 2693 and encodes 853 amino acids. Gene Ontology annotation, molecular function: pyridoxal phosphate binding; glycogen phosphorylase activity. The record is from RefSeq and is a predicted model, not a curated record. NCBI's taxonomy places the organism in Eukaryota, Metazoa, Mollusca, Gastropoda, Lepetellida, Haliotidae. Gene Ontology annotation, cellular component: cytoplasm. The transcript has 18 exons. Gene Ontology annotation, biological process: glycogen catabolic process.